AGUAAGUUAUAUUUUGUUUAUUUAUUGAGACAGAAUCCUUCCAACAAUUCCCCCACACACACAUACACACACUCCUGGUCAAUUAUUCUGAAAUCGUCUCCCCCUCCCGCCCACCCACAACUCAUCCCACAUCCUGGUGCCUCAGGCAAAGACCGGGUACAGAUGUUGUCAGACAAGUGUUUUAAGGCCUGAUCACCAGAGGCCUGUCUCGCUCUGUCCCUGGUUGCCCUGAACUCGCCCCCGAUCCUGCUUCAGCCUCCCGGGUGGUUAAGAUUACAGACAGAAAGCUCCCACUUCGGAGGAGAGUUUCAGUUCUGAGUUAAGAAGUCACGACUCCCACAGGAACUACGAGCAAGAAAGGGCUCGGCCACCCUCCCCAUCCCAUUUGUCUCCGGGAUCCCGGAGCGUCGAACUCCACCCUCCGGUGUCCCAGUACCUACACACCAGGUGUUUGGGCGUGCCUCAGUUUCCCAGUGGCAGGGCGUUCCGCCAGCCCCGCUCCUCCCCCUUUUUCCUUUUCUUCUUCCUCUUCGGGGCGUCGGUGGCCGCGCCUGAAGCUCCCGGAACUAAAAGCGGACCGCGGGCGGUGGGCCGGCGGGGGCCACGUCAGCGGGCGGCGGGGCUGCAGGGGCACCAUGCGGCGGGGCGCGCUCCUGGCUAGCGCCCUGGUCGCCUACGCCGGGUACCUGGCGCUCGGCGCGCUGCUUGUGGCGCGGUUGGAGCGGCCGCACGAAGCCCGGCUGCGGGCAGAGCUGGGGACGCUGCGGGAGCAGCUGCUGCGGCACAGCCCGUGCGUGGCGGCUCAAGCCCUGGACGCCUUCGUGGAGCGGGUGCUGGCGGCAGGACGGCUGGGGCGCGCAGUGCUGGCCAACGCAUCGGGACACGCCAAUGCUUCGGACCCCGCGUGGGACUUCGCCUCGGCGCUCUUCUUCGCCAGCACGCUAGUCACCACCGUGGGCUAUGGCUACACGACCCCACUGACGGAUGCAGGCAAAGCCUUCUCCAUCGUUUUUGCACUCCUGGGCGUGCCUGUCACCAUGCUACUUCUGACUGCCUCAGCCCAGCGCCUGUCACUGCUGCUCACCCAUGCACCCCUGUCCUGGCUGAGCCUGCGCUGGGGCUGGCACCCGCAGCGGGCAGCCCGCUGGCACCUGGUGGCCCUACUGAUGGUCAUAGUGGCUAUAUUUUUCCUGAUCCCGGCUGCGGUCUUCGCCUACCUUGAGGAGGCCUGGAGCUUUCUGGAUGCUUUCUAUUUCUGCUUCAUCUCUCUGUCCACCAUUGGCCUGGGGGACUAUGUGCCUGGGGAAGCCCCGGGCCAGCCUUACCGAUCCCUCUACAAGGUGCUUGUCACAGCAUACCUCUUCCUCGGCCUUGUUGCCAUGGUGCUGGUGUUGCAGACUUUCCGCCGUGUUUCCGACCUCCAUGGCCUCACUGAACUCAUCUUGCUGCCGGAUCCCGACCCUGCCAGGCUCCACCAGGAUGAGGAUGACCAGGUGGACAUUCUGGAUGCCCGGACAGAUCUGCAUCAGCAUCUCUCUGCUGCCUCCCACGCUAAUUACGCCUCCAUCCCCAGGUAGCUGUCGACCUGGACACACAUGGCCUGGGCUUUGGGCCCCAUGUGAUUAGAUCAACUGGAAAGCACACUCACACUCUCCACUGGGAGGUGAGGAGUAGCCGCUUUGCUCCUGUGUCCUCCGCUCCUCAGGGCCCUGACACAGUCAUUUUCUCCUCCUAUCUUUUCUCCCAUUUCUUCUCAGACUCUGACCGCUUGGGCUUUCUGACUUUGUGAGAGUGGUGGUUUCUAUGCCUUUUUGUUUUGUUUUGUUCUUGUUCUUCCGUAUCUCACUCUCUUGCAUAGUUCAUCUGGCACAUCCAGUUCUUCUGGGCUCCAACCCUGGGCUCCAUUUCAGCCAGUGAGGUAAACUGACCGACUGGUCCCUUGACAGUGACAAGCUCCAGUGGGCACCAGAAGAGGCAAGAGUAGCCAGGACUGAGGAGUGGACCUGAAAUGUUCGCGGUUAUCUUUCCCAGGGACAGGAACUAACCCAAAACCUGCCAGUCAAGAGAAAAAAUGGUCCCUUCUCCUCAGGUGUCUAUGGGCCAUAGUACCUGUGGGAAGAGGCCUGCAAUGGGCCAGCAUCUCCCUCAGUGACUUAACAGGCAAGGAACUGACCCAGGAUAUGAGCCGAGAUCCAAGUGGCAUGAGACAAGCAGCUUAGCGUAGUUCCCGUGGUGAUACCAUGUCUUUUACUGGGCAUUGAUGGCCGUGGGCUCUGGAGCCAGUCUUCCUGGGCGUGCCCUGUGACUGGGCCAUGUUUCACCAAUGCAUUUGGACGGUCACUCUACCUUUCAGACUCUGUCUCCUAAAUGGUGACCAUAAUAACGCUUACUCUAAAAGGCGACCUCAACCAGUAGCACAUGCCUGCAACCUGAGCUGAAGCAGGAGGCUUGAGAGUUCAAAGGCAGGGUGCCACACUCAGCAGGAGCCAGGCAAUAAAACAAUGUAAGCAAUAAAAUAAUGAUGAUGAUGAUGAUGGUGGUGAUGGUGAUCAUGAUGAUGAUAUGUUCAAUGGAAUAUAGUGCCAAGCUUAAAGGGACAUGAGAGUAGGCUAUAGAAGGACGUAUAACCCUCAGGGCUGGGACUUAUUUUAUUUAUACAAUACAUCACUUAAAGAUUUUGGCAGGGAAAAAAAAAAAAAAGGUUUUGGCGGGCUGGAGCAAUGACUCAGCGGUGAAGAGCACAGACUGCUCUUCCAGAGGUCCUGAGUUCAAUUCCCAGCAACCACAUGGUGGCUCAGAACCAUCUGUAAUGGGAUCUGGUGCCCUCUUCUGGUGUAUCUGAAGACAGCGACAGUGUACUCAUAUGCAUACAAUAAAUAAAUCUU
Rattus rattus (black rat) is the source of this 2885-nucleotide messenger RNA. RefSeq names its product potassium two pore domain channel subfamily K member 6 (gene Kcnk6). Lineage: Eukaryota; Metazoa; Chordata; Mammalia; Rodentia; Muridae. The transcript is spliced from 3 exons. Bases 636 to 1577 code for a protein of 313 amino acids. Gene Ontology annotation, molecular function: potassium ion leak channel activity. The record is from RefSeq and is a predicted model, not a curated record. Gene Ontology annotation, biological process: potassium ion transmembrane transport; stabilization of membrane potential. Gene Ontology annotation, cellular component: membrane.